ACAAAUGUUUUCAUUUUCCUUUCUCUCUUACCCUGACCGUCAGUGAAUGCUUGACGAAUAACAUUUAAAGAAGACCUUUGUUACACUGAAUUGUCGUUGGGGUCCUAAAGAAUACGCGAAACCAUCGCUGUUUGGGCUCUACAGCCUGCGGAGGUGUUUUCAAACUUCAACAACUGUAAUGGCACCCCCAAGAAAGCAGACCUUGCCCAAACCUCUCCCAGAUGGCUUCAUACUGGUGGAUGCUGAGAAAAAGAAAUGGAGGCUGGGAAAAAUCAUUGGUCAAGGAGGCUUUGGGCUGAUUUAUCUGGCCUCCCAGGAUGUAAGCAGGCCCGUAUCAUCGGACGCAGACUUUGUCAUAAAAGUGGAGUACCAUGAUAAUGGCCCCUUGUUCUCCGAGCUCAAGUUCUACCAGAGAGCAGCCAAACCAGAGAGCAUGCAGAAAUGGAAGAGAGGCAAGAAGCUGGAUUUUCUGGGUAUCCCGACAUACUGGGGAUCAGGACUGGCUGAAUAUAAGGACCUCCGGUAUCGUUUCAUGGCCAUGGACCGGCUGGGAAGUGACCUUCAGAAAGUCUGUGAGGGCAAUGGAGGCCGACUGAAGAAGACCACUGUGCUCCAGCUUGGUCAGAGAUUGGUAGAUGUCCUGGAGUAUAUUCAUGAAAACGAGUAUGUCCAUGCAGACAUCAAAGCUGCCAACCUCAUGUUGGGUUACAGAGACCCAGAGCAGGUUUAUCUUGCAGACUAUGGGCUCUCCUAUAGAUACUGUCCAGAUGGAGUCCAUAAAGAAUACAAGGAAAACCCCAAGAAGGGCCACAACGGAACAAUUGAGUACACCAGCCUUGAUGCCCACAAAGGAGUUGCACCAUCAAGACGCGGUGACCUCCAGAUCUUGGGCUUUUGUCUUCUUCACUGGUUAUGCGGGUUGCUGCCCUGGGACAACGUCCUCAAAAAUCCCAAUCAUGUCCAAGAGGCCAAAAUCCGACUGAUGGAUAAUCUGCCAGGCUCAGUUCAGCAGCUGUCAGCGAGCGGAGCCAGCACAGAUGAGCUGACUGAGUUUCUGAUUUAUGUGAGGACUCUGGACUAUGAGGAUAAGCCUGACUACCAGCUUCUUAAAAAGCUGUUGGCCUGUAAUGUCACACGAGGACUUGACUUCUCGGCGCCUGAAAGUCAACAAGGGUCUGCCACCAAGGAGCCUUUGAAGCGAGAGAAGCAACAGAAAGGAGGAGCAUCCAGAGGACCACGCAGAGCCAAGCUGGUGACCGCAGAGCUGGAUGAUGAGGAACCUGAAAGCGUAAAGUCCAAACCGGUGCCAGCUCACUUCAUAAGAGGCCCACCCCCCACUAAAUCUGGGUCCAAAGAGAACAAAGAGGUUCCUCCUGCGGGAGGGAGGUCACUGAGGCCAAGGCCUGCACGUACUUACAAAGAAAAAGAAGACAGUGAAGAGGAGGAGGAGGAGGAAGAAGAAGAAGAAGAGGAGGAUGUUAGACCCAAACGUAUUCCUGCAUGCUACCUGAGAGGUCCUCCUAUUGGUCCUGGAGCUGCGCCCAAACAGAGAGCUAAAUGCAAAAGACCCGACAAGAAAACAGACGAGCUGAGCCGGACUGUGGCGAGACGGGAACAUCAGCUCAACCUCCAACGGGCAAAAUAUGGCUGGGCACAGUGGGACAGGGAAAGAGAAACGCAUGGGUAUUAUCGAAAACAUUGGGAUGAAAGGCCACAUCAGAACAGAGUGGGGCACAGUCAGAUCUGUUCAGAGCACAGACACAGUUCUGGUGAGUGGGAAUGUUCGGCUCAGAGAGAUCCAAGACAAGGAGGUGCUUCCAUACAGAGAAACUCCUGGAUGUUCGGGUUUGUCUGUGUGGGAUUCAUCCUUUUGUUGGGUGCUAUUUUUUUGUUUGCCAAAGUUCAUUUAAAUAAAAAAGGUGACUUUUUUAGCAGGUAGAAGGUCUUCAUGCUGCUCCUAAGGACCUCUGUGCUGCCAUUUUCACUGUAAUAGGCUGAAAUAGAAAGAGAAGCUUCAGGUUGUUGUUAUUAAUGAAUAAUCUGUAAAGAUGAGAUAUGUUAAGUGUCUGUUAAAAAAAUCCCAUGCACAAAGCAAUAGAAAUCCGACUCAGUUAUUGUUAUUAAGCAGCAUCAGUGGAGCAGUUCCAGAGCUGCAUGUGAAGGCAUUGACAAGGCCAAAUGAUGAAUGGAUCCAUAUGAGUAGCUGCUGAAUAUGUAUGCAGAAUUGAGGUCAGGCCUUUGUGUCAGCUGUCAGUUGGAGUCAGAGGUGUGAACAUACCUUGUUGCAAUAAGGACACUCUCCAAAAACAAGGUUGAAGCUCUGCCUGCUGGAGGGGAGCGCUCGCAGCCACUGGAGGAGAGAAAAGAAAUGACUCACUGAUCUCAUCAUCACCCUUGAUCUAGCGACAAUAACAACAUGUUUCAGUGCACACUACUCUUAGUAUACAAUAUCAUACUACAGAAUAGGUUUUAAAGGGCUUUUCAGUGAAAAGAGCUUAUUCUGCCACAUUUCACCAGGUCCUCAAAAGAUCUGAGAACCAGAAAUUCAAUAAAUGUGGAGAAAACAUUCUUCUAUAAGGCAUCACCGGAGUGAUCCCUCUUUACCUCCAAACAUUGAGCUUUGGUAUUAAUACAAACUCACCAAGAGCUGCUAAAAGACCCAGUCGCCAGAGGCUAAAGUAUGACAGGAUGUAUCUUAUAACAAUAGUCAGUGCUGGAAUCCAGUUUGUGGUGCACACCAGCAGCAGGACAUAUGGUCCUCAACACUUUGGUUGGUCUCCUGUGGAUUCGUGACACUGACCUUCUUUACCAUUAACCCCAGGUUAUUUUUAGGAUAAACUGCAAAAUAGGGUCAGAAUUAUACAUACAUGAUCAGGUAAAUGCACACACUGACACUUUAUCAAGCUGAACCUUGACCAUAUGCCAUCACUAAGUUUCUAGCAUCAAUAAGCAUCUAGCAUAAAUGUAGUUGAAUAUUGGACCACUCUUGAUAACAGAACUGGUACAGUUCAAUUAAAUUGGCUACUUUCUUGGAAAAGACAAUUCUAUAGGGCUGAGCUCAGAGAGCUUUCCAAACUCUUGUUGAGUGUCAAUUUUUUAUUCCUAAACCACUUUUGACGUGCUUGGGCUCAUUGUUGGAACGCUCCGCUCUGUCCAAGUUUCAUUUAUCUAGCUCGUACUGUUAGCUAAAGCUGAUGAAUUUGAACAGUCUUUGUUCAUUAUUUGCAACAGUCCCACAGCAGGACAUUGCCCUCACCAUGCUUGACAGUAAUUCAGUUUAAAACCUUCCCAACUUCAUCAUUAUUUCGCCUAAGUUCAUCUAGACACCAAAGUAAUAGAGAGCUUCUCCAAUUAUUUAAUAAAUUUAGCUAACAACCUGAAGAAGGUGAAGGUAAUUGUGUGAACUUAAGUUUGUUCAGCUUAGCCCUGUAACUCCAGUACUUUCACACAGAAGCUAAUGAACUUUAAACACUCUCCUAAAACAAGGGAGCUGGUGGUAGGUAAUGUAAUGAGCAUUUUGAUUUUUAAUUUCCAACAAAACUAGCGCAGUAAGCCACCUUCAGGGGCAGAAACUGAACAACUUUAAAACUGUUUUUUUUUAAGUGGUGUAAUUAUCUUGGAAUCUGCAGUUGUUAGUUAAUUCAUUGGCUUUUCCCCUUGUUCUGUGUUUUUGCUGUUCUGUAAAAAAUAAUUUUUAUGUGAGCAAAGAGAAACCCUCAGCUGCUGUCAAUCAUGAUCACUAAUGAUUACUAAGCCUUGGCUUUGUCCAGUUAAAAUACAUUCUUAAUAUUUUAGCAACACCUACUGAAAGAACAAGCUGAAUGUAUCUUUGUAUUUAUAAAAAUACAUAAUAAAUUCAAACUUGCACAACCAAUUCCAUUGCAUUAUUGUAUGUAAUGUACUGCUUGAGCAAAAUGAAUAAAAGAAAUCCCACAUUUUAGACAAUGAAAUUCAA
This is a messenger RNA of Girardinichthys multiradiatus, 3955 nucleotides long. Its product is annotated as serine/threonine-protein kinase VRK1-like. Lineage: Eukaryota; Metazoa; Chordata; Actinopteri; Cyprinodontiformes; Goodeidae. The transcript is spliced from 14 exons. Gene Ontology annotation, molecular function: protein serine/threonine kinase activity; ATP binding. The coding region runs from base 179 to 1939 and encodes 586 amino acids. The record is from RefSeq and is a predicted model, not a curated record. Gene Ontology annotation, biological process: signal transduction; peptidyl-serine phosphorylation. Gene Ontology annotation, cellular component: nucleus; cytoplasm.